Molecule: messenger RNA, 426 nt
Organism: Drosophila willistoni
Lineage: Eukaryota; Metazoa; Arthropoda; Insecta; Diptera; Drosophilidae
Gene: l(2)37Cg
Product: probable DNA-directed RNA polymerases I and III subunit RPAC2
Exons: 2
Coding region: 89-412 (107 amino acids)
Biological process (GO): DNA-templated transcription
Cellular component (GO): RNA polymerase III complex; RNA polymerase I complex
Molecular function (GO): DNA-directed RNA polymerase activity; protein dimerization activity; DNA binding
Source: RefSeq, a predicted model, not a curated record
CAAUUGUUUUGGCUUGAUUGCCAUCACUAUUGCGGCAACACGUUUUUUUUUUGUAUUUAUAAAAACAUCUUGGUUUUUGGUUGUUAAAAUGGGUGCCCUAGCAGAGCUUGCUGGAGAUGAAAAAAACGGUGAAGGAUCACGUACAUUCGUUUUUACCAACGAGGGACAUACGCUGGGCAAUGCCUUGAAGACGAUUAUAGCUCGAUAUCCUGAGGUCGAUUUCGUUGGCUAUACUAUUCCCCAUCCAACUGAACAAAAACUACAUUUUCGCAUCCAGUCCCACCGAGAGAGGGCCAUUGAUUUGCUUAAGCGCGGCCUAGAGGAUUUGGAAGCGCUGUGUGAUCAUACAAUAGAUACGUUUCAAACGGAAAUGAAUAAUUUUAAUGCUACUACAACAGUCGAGAAUACAUAAUUAAGUUUAGACAA